This is a messenger RNA of Caenorhabditis auriculariae, 848 nucleotides long. Lineage: Eukaryota; Metazoa; Nematoda; Chromadorea; Rhabditida; Rhabditidae. The record is from the annotation of a GenBank genome assembly.
AUGUUAAUCCCUCGUUCGAUUGGUGUUUCAGUGCGAGCCACUUCAAAAGUGCUCCAGUCUGUUCGAACAAAUUCUGAAAAAAAGCCAUCGAAGUUCAAUGAUCUCAACUCACUCUGCUCGCAAGAGGUUAUCUAUUUAAAACUGUUUUCCUUUUUUCUAAAUUAAUUUAGCAUUUUUAGAGCACUUCAUCUGAUGGUUCAUUGCUCGCCGUUCCUUACAAGGACUUCGAUGUCUUGAUUUCCGACAUCGACGAAAAGGAAUUGGAUGAAGUAGGGUGUGUAUUUUUAAUAUUUUAAUCUAAUAUCCAUUUUCUCAGAUUGGAGCUGCUAAUCACAUCGAAAAUUUGUCAAUUGGAUCCUUUUCUUCCACGCCUUUCCCAGUCUUGGGACGAGUCCACGGGAGAAACCUGCGUUUGAUGGCUCCUUUAGUAUGUCAAAACGUUGGUAAAUAUAAUGAUUGAACUAUUUCUGGAACCUAUAAUAUUAUACUAUACGUUAUAACAAAAAAAUUACAGAAGCAGGCAAUUCAAAAAUCUUCAAUGUCUGGUUUCUUGUGAACUGCGGCUCGCCUUAUACCUGCUUGACUGUAAAGUCGCUCGAAAAACUCGUUGGUCAUGGAUUCAGCCACCAACUUCACAACAUUGCUAUACAGGUUUCUUUUUAUUUUAUAUUCACUAAUGAUUAAGUUAAAAUGUUCAGGAUCCAGAAAGAUACAUUGAAUGUCACAUUUCGAAAACUGACUUCGCGAAUGUCAACAUCUUGGGAAUGGACGCAAUACAACAAUUGGAAUUGUCAAUUGAUUUCAACUGGAAAGUGUCAAAAAACACGUUUUAUCUGGUGAGAAAGUGA